Molecule: messenger RNA, 1236 nt
Organism: Bombina bombina (fire-bellied toad)
Lineage: Eukaryota; Metazoa; Chordata; Amphibia; Anura; Bombinatoridae
Gene: RFC4
Product: replication factor C subunit 4
Exons: 11
Coding region: 84-1175 (363 amino acids)
Biological process (GO): DNA repair; DNA-templated DNA replication
Cellular component (GO): nucleus; DNA replication factor C complex
Molecular function (GO): ATP binding; DNA clamp loader activity; ATP hydrolysis activity
Source: RefSeq, a predicted model, not a curated record
CGGAAGUGUUAUUUUGUUUUCACUGUUUUGGCGCCGUGUCUGGGAUGUUUUAGCGCUGAAUUCCCGCGUUGCCGUUUGUCAUAAUGCAGGCAUUUUUGAAAGGGGGGACGUCUAUCAGCACCAAGCCUGUUAAAGAUAAAGCAUCUGUAUCAGGAACAGGCAGUGCAGCGGACAGCAAGAAGCAGAAACUCAUCCCAUGGGUUGAGAAAUACCGUCCCAAAUGUGUGGAUGAAGUAGCUUUUCAAGAAGAAGUGGUUGCAGUGUUGAAAAAGUCAUUGCAAGGAGCAGAUCUCCCUAACCUACUUUUCUAUGGACCACCAGGAACAGGCAAAACAUCUACAAUUUUGGCAGCGUCUAGAGAGCUCUUUGGGCCUGAGCUGUUUCGUCAGCGGGUUUUGGAAUUAAAUGCUUCUGAUGAAAGAGGUAUACAAGUCGUACGAGAGAAAGUAAAAAACUUUGCUCAACUGACAGUUGGAGGAACCCGUACUGACGGUAAGCCAUGCCCUCCUUUUAAAAUUAUAAUCUUGGAUGAAGCUGACUCCAUGACCUCUGCUGCACAGGCUGCCUUGAGACGCACUAUGGAAAAAGAGUCCAAAACAACUCGGUUCUGUCUUAUUUGUAACUAUGUUAGCAGAAUAAUUGAACCUUUGACAUCUCGAUGUUCUAAGUUCCGUUUUAAACCACUUGCUGACAAGAUUCAGACCCAAAGGAUACUAGAAAUCUGUGAAAAAGAAAAUGUUAAAAUUACUAAAGAGGCAAUGAAUUGCUUAAUAGAAGUAUCAGAAGGAGACUUGAGGAAAGCCAUCACAUUCCUACAGAGUGCAUCUAGGCUGACAGCAGGGAAAGAAAUAACAGAAGAAGAACUGGUAGAAAUAGCUGGGGUGGUUUCCAAAGAAACACUUGAUGUUGUCCUAGCAGCAUGUCAAAGUGGUUCAUUUGAAAAACUGGAGACUGUGGUCAAGAACUUAAUCAAUAACGGACAUGCAGCAACACAGCUUGUAAACCAGCUUCAUGACAUAAUAAUUGAGCGAGAGGAUCUGUCUGAUAAGCAGAAAGCUGUUAUUGCAGAAAAGCUUGCAGAAGUUGACAAAUGUUUGGCAGAUGGUGCAGAUGAAUACCUUCAGAUGCUCAGUCUCUUUGCAGUUGUUAUGCAACAGAUGACACAAAACAGCUAAUUUUUGUAGUUUUAUUUAGAAAUGUUUUGCUAAAAAAAAAAAAUUUUCUAUUUAAACUGUU